UUGCUUAGCUUCCUCUUCAUAAGACGGGUAAGCGCCCUUCACGCCCUCAUUCGUUUCUGAGAAGCAACGAGACAUCAUCAUGCCCGAGCCAGCAAAGUCAGCGCCCAAGAAGGGUUCUAAGAAAGCCGUCACCAAGACCGCAGGGAAGGGCGGCAAGAAGCGCAGAAAGUCCAGGAAGGAGAGUUACGCCAUCUACGUGUACAAGGUCCUGAAGCAGGUCCACCCCGACACCGGCAUCUCCUCCAAGGCCAUGGGAAUCAUGAACUCGUUCGUGAACGACAUCUUCGGAGCGUAUCGCCGGAGAGAGUCCUCUCGCCUGGCCCACUACAACAAGCGUUCUACCAUCACCUCCAGGGAGAUCCAGACCGCCGUGCGUCUGCUACUCCCCGGUGAACUUGCCAAACACGCCGUGUCCGAGGGCACCAAGGCCGUAACCAAGUACACCAGCUCCAAGUAAACAGCGCAUUUGGACUGCUCUACUAACCCAAAGGCUCUUUUAAGAGCCACC
Messenger RNA from Coregonus clupeaformis (lake whitefish), 508 nucleotides. RefSeq names its product histone H2B-like. Gene Ontology annotation, cellular component: nucleosome. Lineage: Eukaryota; Metazoa; Chordata; Actinopteri; Salmoniformes; Salmonidae. Gene Ontology annotation, molecular function: DNA binding; structural constituent of chromatin; protein heterodimerization activity. The transcript has a single exon. The record is from RefSeq and is a predicted model, not a curated record. Bases 80 to 457 code for a protein of 125 amino acids.